This is a messenger RNA of Cricetulus griseus (Chinese hamster), 1989 nucleotides long. NCBI's taxonomy places the organism in Eukaryota, Metazoa, Chordata, Mammalia, Rodentia, Cricetidae. The record is from RefSeq and is a predicted model, not a curated record.
GUGAGGCUGGCUUUCCUGGGGCUGGUUUCCAGUGAAGUGUUCCUUUUGGCUUGUUUUUAAGCCAGGGUGUUGACUUUUGUAGUCGUGCAGGCUGAGAUGGAAGGGUGGCAAGUUCCAGGCCUGCCACCAAAGCCUAUGACCAAAUAAGCAGGGGCAAAGCCCUGUCUUGCAGGUGCAAAACCCUGUCACGCUUAAGAGUUCUGGAUGGCACCUUCCCCUCCAUUUAUAGAUUAGGCGACUCACCUUGUGGGUUCUGCCCUAGGGCAGAUGCAGGGACUUUUUCUAGAAGGAUCCUCAACUGCUUCUCCCCCUCAGCAUCCUCUCUGAGAUGAUGGCCCAGCUAGACAACCUCUCCAGCCUGGUGUCCAAGGUCAAUCAGUCCUUCGAAGAACACCAAAAGCAGGUGGGCAGCCUCUUCCAGCUGAUGGAAGUCUUCAGCAGGUCCCCGACCAUCCUAGAGAUGGUUAAGGCUGCCCAGGUCUCCACUGAGAAAGAAGCCAAUCAGGGUCCAGAGGCUAUGGCCUCCCAGGACCCCAAACUCAAAGCCACCUCAGGACCUCCGCCAUCCACCAGACCCCGGUGCCUCUCAGAGACCGAGGAGCAGCAGGACCCACAGCCCGUGUGGGACAAGGAUCCCCUGUUCUGGAGAGACACCCUGACCUGGGAACUCUUGAAACUUUUCACAGAGAACCAACAAGGACAGGAGGUCACGGUGACAGAGAAGCUGCUGGCAUUGGAAAGGAAAGACACUGGCCGGCGGAGUAUCUCUGAAUUACAGCUGGAGCCUGACCCCAGGCACAGGAACAGCCAGACUGACUUCUACACCAUCCUGACCGAGACUCCCUCAGAUCUGCUUGGUGGUUCCCACAGAGACAUCAGCCAGCCCCAACAUGAGACCCAGGAACCUCCUCGGUGUGCUGGUCCGUUCCUGAAGCCCCUAUCCUGGGACGAUGAGGACUUGGAACACAGCUGGAAGAGGCCUGGCACAUCACUCUGGCAAUCGAAGAGGUUCUCUGUCCCUCAAGGCCUGCAGAAGGUUCGAGUGCUGAAACACCAGGAGCUCCUGUUGGCGAUGGCCGUGAGCUGCUACACAAGGCACGUCUUCACUUGUAGCCGGAGUGGCAUCAAGGUGUGGAGCCUAGCGAACCAGGUGGCCGAGGACGAAUUCCCCGAAAGCCACUUGCAAUGUGGCAUCCAGGACAAUGGAGCAUACCUACGCACCUGCCUACUGUCCUCCAACAGUAAGACCCUGUACGCAGGUGGGCACAACCUGCCCGGAGUGAGUGUGUGGGACCUGGCAGCCCCGUCCCUGUGUGAGAAGUACCAGCUGCCCUGCAAGGGCUUGUCCUGCCAGGCGCUGGCCAGCACAGGGGAGAACGUGGCAUUUGCUGGCUUCACAGAUGGCACGGUCAGGAUUUGGGACCUACGGAGUCAGGGAGUGGUCAGGGACCUUGAAGGCCCUGUCAGUGCAGCCAAGAGUCUCGUGGUCAAAGAUGACAAUGUCUGGACGGGAGGUCUGGAUGCUUGUCUGCGAUGCUGGGACCUACGGGCUGCCAAGGUGUCUCUGGAGCACACAUUCCAGUCCCAGAUCAUGAGCCUGUCGCACAGUCUGCGGGAAGACUGGCUGCUGCUGGGCCUGGCCAACGGCCAGCACUGCCUGUAUGACAGCAAGAAGAGGAUUGAGGCACUCGCUGUGGGUUCCAAGGACAAGACCAUCUUAGGUCUCAAGUUCUCCUCAAAUGGCCAGUGGUGGGUGAGCGUGGGAAUGGACAACCUUGUCACCGUUCACAGCAUGCCGGCAGGAGUGAAGCUGUUCCAGGUCCCUGAGGUUGCCACUGUCACAUGCUGUGACGUGACAGCCAAUGGCAGGCUGAUUGUCACAGGAUCAGGGGACUGUGCCUCGGUGUACAAGAUCAAGUACUGACAGCUUCCAUUCCCAUCUUUUCCUCCCCCCAACUGCACAGUGGUGGAUGUGGGUGGGUGUGAGAG